Molecule: messenger RNA, 1477 nt
Organism: Frankliniella occidentalis (western flower thrips)
Lineage: Eukaryota; Metazoa; Arthropoda; Insecta; Thysanoptera; Thripidae
Gene: Uev1A
Product: ubiquitin-conjugating enzyme E2 variant 2
Exons: 4
Coding region: 217-651 (144 amino acids)
Biological process (GO): DNA damage tolerance; protein K63-linked ubiquitination
Cellular component (GO): nucleus
Source: RefSeq, a predicted model, not a curated record
ACCCCGAAGCAAGUCGCUGCGCUGCGCAAUCAAGUCCCGCUCUACCUUCUCGGCAAUAAUUUAUGCUGACCCGUACUUAAUCGAUGUGUAAACGACACUUUAUUUUGUCGUACCUUUAGCCAUCGUUCCUUUCGCUGCAGUGAAUUAUUUCCCAGCAGGUGUCAGUAGCUUCCGAGCAAAGUGUAAUCUUGUUCCCGAAUUUGACAGAAUUUCAACAUGGCGAACAAUAGUAGCGGUGUGGUGGUUCCCCGGAACUUCCGCCUGCUUGAAGAACUGGAGCAGGGUCAGAAAGGUGUUGGUGAUGGAACCAUCAGCUGGGGUCUUGAGAAUGACGAUGAUAUGACUCUUACUCAUUGGACAGGAAUGAUUAUUGGACCUCCUAGGACUCCUUAUGAGAACAGAAUGUACAGUUUAAAAAUUGAAUGUGGUCAGAGGUAUCCAGAUGAUGCUCCCAGUGUCAAGUUUAUGAAUAGGAUUAAUAUGAACUGUGUUAACAAUUCUAAUGGUGUGGUCGACAGCAGAAAUGUUCCUGUGCUCUCCAGAUGGCAGAGGGAUUACACGAUCAAAACUCUACUUCAGGAGCUGAGGAGGCUCAUGACCAUGAAAGAGAACAUGAAGCUCUCACAGCCCCCAGAGGGAAGCUCUUUUUGAUAUGGCAUCUCACUUGUGCUCAGGUCAGAGAAUGUUGUGAUGGUGCUGCAAGAGACAUUGUAUCAAGUGAAAGAAGACUACUAAAUUGGAGGGGGGAUGUGGGAUUUUGGGGAGACUUUGUAACGUUGAUGUGAUUGUUAAUGUCAUUCAGAAUUAACCUUGAAGCUAUGUGCUCUUUCUGAAAUCUUAUGCAUUUAACAUCAGACACGAUAGCUGUACAAUCAUAGCUGGAUUUUUGAAUCCUGUCUACACAGCUUACCAUUUUAAUUUUUUGAUGUUUUCUCCUGUAAUGCAACAUUGUUUUGGCUUCUAUUAUGUUCUCCACUCACAGAUUUGCAGAUGCCAGUUGCUAAGUUGUAAUUUUUAUCAUCUUACGAAAUGCAAUGAGUCAUUUUUAACUACGGGCACGGUCCUGAAUAUUGGGACCUUUCUCAAUACACUGUUGCUUCUGUGCAGCAUUGUACCCUUAGAUGGUGGAACUUACUUGGAAUUAAAAAUGUACCUAAUGUAACUAUUAUAAUUGUGAUGCUGUGUAAUGUUCAAAGAGGUUUUUUUGUUCUCAUUAACAUAUAUACAGUAUUCACAUCUGUAGAUGGUCUUGUUUUUAUCCCUUCCUUUCCUGCAGAGUGGAAUUUAAAAUUUUCCAUAUCAAUGUGUUUUGAAACCAUGGAAAAUGCUGAGUAGACUGUUCUAGACAACUAAAUAUUGAUCUACCAUGUAAUAAAUUUGUACCCUUGUAAAUUUCCAUUGUGAAAUGAAAUUUUAUUUUCCAUGUUGAUUCUGUCAAAACUCUAGGAAGCCUGGUUAAUGAAUUUUUCUGUAUCAA